Molecule: messenger RNA, 663 nt
Organism: Centruroides sculpturatus (bark scorpion)
Lineage: Eukaryota; Metazoa; Arthropoda; Arachnida; Scorpiones; Buthidae
Exons: 6
Coding region: 124-498 (124 amino acids)
Source: RefSeq, a predicted model, not a curated record
UAAUAAACUCGUGUAUAUAUAUAAUUGCUUUACACUGUUUUCCGCAGAGAAGGGAAUUUUCAUCGUUAUUAAUUCGUCUCCAAUUACUAAAAUAGUUUUUCUGUGUUAUUACGUCGAAAGAUUAUGAGGAAAAUCGCAAUAUCCAUCCUUCUUCUGGCGUAUGCUAGUUGCACUUUGGCUAAUCCCUUUGUGAAAAGAUCAUUUGGUAACUUUUGCGCAUUAUCUAGAGAUCAGUUGUCCGAGUUUGCUCAUUGCCUGGACGAUUCCUUGGGUGACGAAAACAGAGAUAAUGUAAAUGGUUUUUUGGAAUGCCUCGGUUACUCUUCCAUCUUCGAUUUUUUAGAAGCCUCGUGCAAUUUUUCGGACCUCGACAUGACAGAAGACAAGGCCAAAAGAAUUUUUUCUUGUUAUAAUCAAUAUGACGAACAUUUAAAAAAUAUAAAUAAAGAAGAUGAAAAGCGUUGUCUGGAGAAAAUAACAGCCGGCAUUGUGGAAUAACCUCAAGAGAAGGACUUUCAGACUUAUACAAACCCAAGAUUUUUCGAAGUUCGAAUGUUACGUCUCACGGAGAAUCGAUUCGUCUAAAUACAUUUAUGAAAAAUUAAUGACUUGUUUUAAAAUCUCUUGUAAAUGACUUUUUGAAUUAAAAUCUUUCUGCAUUAA